Exophiala aquamarina CBS 119918 is the source of this 1632-nucleotide messenger RNA. RefSeq lists its product as uncharacterized. Lineage: Eukaryota; Fungi; Ascomycota; Eurotiomycetes; Chaetothyriales; Herpotrichiellaceae. The coding region runs from base 1 to 1632 and encodes 543 amino acids. The transcript is spliced from 4 exons. The record is from RefSeq and is a predicted model, not a curated record.
AUGGCCACCUUUGUCGAUUACAAUGUGUCCACUUUCAGAGAUAAUUCUAAACCAAACAAAAGACGACUUCAAGAACUGCAACACACUGAAGCCAGAGCUCAUGCUGCUCGAGUUGCAUAUUGGCGCAAAAGAAAGCCAGGUCCUCGCUCACAACCGAAGGGGACACGCGAAACUAAAGAAGACCAUUCUGAUUCUUGUUUCGACGACUCAUCCGUUCUCACAUCCAGCGAACAGCAUGAUUCACAUUCAGACUCGCGAAGACUCAGCACAGAAUGCCCGUCUGAUCCCGGCCCAGCAGCUGUGAGGGCCUCAGACAAUGCUCUAUCGCUCAGGAGUUCUACGCAGUCCGCCUCUUCCAAAAUAAGUGAAGCAGGACAUCGGCCUGAUUUGAAAUUUGGAGACUUGAAUUCUUUCUUCCAGCUCACCAGUCACCCUAAAUCUCGACUCUUCGACCCCUUCGAUACCGUCCCUUCCCGACAAGGUGAAGAAGUUGUUACAGCCAUGGACCACUUUAUCCACCACUGGGCUCCCUCUCAGAGGCCCGGUUUGAAAUUCCAAACCAAAGACAACCCGUUAAUUCGAGACGUCUUCCCUGCUGCACUUCAGAAUGUGGAACUCUUCGAAGCCUCUGUUGCUCUAUGUUUAAGUUUCAAGGCGGCUGGGUCAAAUUUCACAACCUACCUAUGCAACGCUUGUCUCCAUCACAAGGGUCAGGCAUUGGCUGGCAUUAGAAAUAAGUUGAUGUCAGGGCGAGUUGAUGAGGCUGUCAUCUUUGCUACGGUCCUCCUCAUGAUAAUUGAUAAUGUAUUUCUAGACGUCGAUGCGUACAAAGCUCACCUAGAAGGCCUCCGCAAGAUGGUCGGUGCUUGUAAUUCUUCCAUUCUAGAAGCAUACGGAGGCACCUUAAAGUCCUUCGUGGCAUGGGCGGAAUCAAAUGCCUUGGUAAUAUUUGGAAAUCCUAACUCGCCUCCAACGGCUUCUACAGCUGGGUCCAAAUUGGAGUACUAUGCUCAGCCCUUCCCGAACAUUGUGAAUGAGAAACUGUCGAAACUCACACCAGGAUUCCGAGACAUGGUAUCUGAGGGCCAUCUCUCAGUUCAUGUGCUGACUAUCCUCGUAAACACCAUCCGAUGGACAAGAUGUAUCGGACCCGAAGCUACUGAUACAACUUCCGACGAUGACCAGAAAUUCCUGAUAGACUUUGACCCCAGAGCGAAUACUGCCAUGGUGAUGGAACUUUGCCGGACGUUGGAUCAGCAACGGUACAUAGAAAAGGUGCUUUGUAAGGCGCUCUUCAUUUACUAUGCUAACAUACUGCAUUGGACCUGCCGCUGUUCAGGAUAUAAACGGGUUACUAGCGAGCUUGCCGACAACGUCCUCUCAGCUCGGCCGCAGAAACCAUGGGAACUGGCCUUUUGGUCGUGGAUGUCACUCCUUAUUACGAACGCAGCAAGAAGAGGCUCACUGCCACAACUUCAGUCGGACACCAUGAACAAGUUCUUUAGCUGGAUGGGUCGUAAUCAAGAUUGGGACGAAAUCAUGGACACGUUGAAAGCAUUCGUGUUUCAUGACGGUUUGGGUGGCGAAUGGAGGCUCUGCUGGUCGGCAGGGAUGAGCCAUAUCGUAUUAUAG